This is a messenger RNA of Ichthyophthirius multifiliis, 747 nucleotides long. RefSeq lists its product as hypothetical. Lineage: Eukaryota; Ciliophora; Oligohymenophorea; Hymenostomatida. The record is from RefSeq and is a predicted model, not a curated record. Gene Ontology annotation, molecular function: nucleoside diphosphate phosphatase activity. Gene Ontology annotation, cellular component: membrane. The transcript has 2 exons. Gene Ontology annotation, biological process: nucleoside diphosphate catabolic process.
AUGUUAAAGAAUAUUUUGUUAGAUUCAACUGCAUCUAAUACUAAUACUGCAACAACGAUUGAUAUUGGAGAUGCUUCUACUUAAAUUACAUUCGCAGCGGAUGAAAUUUCAAAUGAAAAACAGGAAGAAUAUUUCACUUUAAAAAUACCUAAAUGGGAAAAUCAAUAGUUUAAUUUUACAUUGAAAACUGCCUCAUAAUUAUUAGGGCAGGAUGUAUCCAGAUAAGAAAUUUUAGAUUCAGAAGUAAAAGAUGGUGCUUCCUUUACGGCUUGUUUUAAUGCUGGAUAUAAUAAAUUCGAUGCUAUUAUUAAUAGAAAUAUUAUCGGGUAGGGAAAACCUGAAGAAUGUAUUAAUUAAAUCAGAAAUCUUUUCUAGAUUUCUAAUUGUAAAUUCCCGGAAUAAUAAGAAUGUAAUACUAAAUCUAUAUUUGUUAAAGGGCCUUAAAGAAAACUACAUAUGUAGUCAGUGCUGCUUUAUAUACCUGAAUUUAAUGCACAUGAAUUAAGAAGAGCGGCUAUUGAGUUCUGUAAAUACAAUUUUUAAGAUAUAAUGGCAAAGGAACCUAAAAACAAGUAUAUUGAUAAUAAGUGUUAUUAAGGACUCUAUGUUUCCACUUUACUUAUUGAUGGGUAUGGAGUCGGUAAUAUGGUACUUUAAGCUCCUUAGGCUAUUUAAAGUUAAGAACCUACUUGGGCUUUAGGAUUUUUAUUAUUUAAACUUUGGUAAAAGUAAUGCAAUUUCAAUUGA